Dreissena polymorpha is the source of this 2734-nucleotide messenger RNA. RefSeq names its product neurogenic locus notch homolog protein 1-like. The transcript is spliced from 17 exons. NCBI's taxonomy places the organism in Eukaryota, Metazoa, Mollusca, Bivalvia, Myida, Dreissenidae. Gene Ontology annotation, cellular component: extracellular region; cell surface. Gene Ontology annotation, biological process: anatomical structure development. Gene Ontology annotation, molecular function: signaling receptor binding. The coding region runs from base 101 to 2707 and encodes 868 amino acids. The record is from RefSeq and is a predicted model, not a curated record.
CCUUUAAGACUAGGCAUGCGUAUUCGAAGGUUCUGGUUUCGGCUUUAGUGUUUUUGUGUAAAUCAAAAACAUUGUUGACGCGUAUGGCGCCUUAUUGAAGAUGAUCGUGACUUUUUUCAUUAAUUUUUGUAUUCUUGUUGCUGUAGCAUGGAGUAAACAAGAAUGCGGUCGACCCCCGCAGAGUCGUGGGGUAACAUUUCACAUUGGUGACUCUGCUGAUCCCGCGUUUUACGACAAACUGACAUUCCCGCAUGGGCAACGCAUUCAGUACCGAUGCAGGGAAGGUUUCCACACGGCAUCGUACAGAUGGUUCAUGAUUGAAUGCAACGAUGGGACCUGGACAAAUUUGACCUUACAAUGUGAAGUUCUGGUUAAGACCCAUCAAGGUCAAACGAGGCAACCACAGCCAUGUCAAUCAAUUGCAAAUGGAAGGAUUAUAGACGAUACGGUGGUAUGUAAUGACGGCUUCAGUCUGCAUGUAGAGAGGCGACAAUGCACAUGCAACCGUGUUGACGGAUCUUUGAAAUGUAAUGAUGUCACAAUGGCUUGCAAACAAGAGCAAAAUAAAUGCGUUGUUCCGGAAAGCCCGGGCUACACAUACAUGUCUCUUGACGGAGGUCGCGAGUUACGGAAGGGUGCGACUGUACCCAGUGGUACAAGGAUCCGUGUGGUUUGUCAGAGCAGAGGGAACGCAGUUAAUGGCGAUAUAUUGGCUGAGGUAGAUGGACAAGAUGACGUCAUUCAAUGCGUUGAUGGAGUGUUCGCAGACCACAAUCUGAAGUGUGGUACAGAUGGAUGUCAAGUGCCUUCGGUGUUUCAUCCCCAACUUUCUGUUUACGACAUUUCCUCGCAAAGAAAAUACGUGUCUGGCAGCUCACUUUACAUAAGACAAAAUGACAGUCUUGUUUUCAAUUGUGAAUCAUUCGGAGAUACCGUCUAUGAACCUCACCGGCGAUUGUUCGCCUGUGACCACGGCUCCUGGGUCGUUCAACAAAGGCCAACUGAUGAGCCAUGGAGCUUUGAAAACAACGGGUCCUUCCCCAUAUGUCGUCAAGUUAAUUGCCCAAGCGGUCAUUGCAAAUUUGGUGGACACUGUAACCGGGAUUUUGAAUGCGAAUGCCCAGCACAAACUGUUGGAAGAAAUUGCGAGAAACCAAUGUGCCUGCAAAAAUGUGAGAACGGUGGCCUCUGUGUGGCACCUAAUACAUGCCAAUGUUCUGAUGGAUUUCAAGGACGAAACUGCGAACAAGCGACAGCCACGAAACAAUGCACUUCAAUAGCUAAUGGGAAGAUAACAGACCGCGGGAGGUCCGUUGAAUGUGACAGCAACUACAGUCUAGUGUUCAUCAGUGGAAUGGACGCCAGUUUGUACAUGAGAUACUCGUGCACGUGUGACAAAACGUCCGGUACCUUCAGUUGUUUGGGUUCCAAUGUGGCGUGCAAACCAAAUGGAUGCCCAAUACCUUCAUACUUACAACAAGGGUUCACUUUAUAUGACUACACGUCACGUCAAUACAUCUCUUGGGCAAACCGUUAUGAAAUUCCGAGCGGAGAUGUGUUAAAUUUCAACUGUGAACCAUCUAAUGACGUAUACUACGAGCCACGUCAGCGAAUGUUUGCCUGUGACAAAGGCUUCUGGGUUGGAAAACAAAAGUCCGGUGAAGAAUCAUGGAGUUUCGAAAAUAACGGGACCUUCCCUGCAUGUCGACCAGUCAUAUGCCCCGGAAAUUACUGCAUGUUUGGCGGUCACUGCAUUAGAGAUUUCCAGUGCCAAUGCCCACAACACACAACCGGUCAACAUUGUGAACAGGCUCUGUGCGGCGAUGGCUGUUUGCAUGGGGGAAGCUGCUCCGCGCCGAACAAGUGUACAUGCCCAGAUGGAUAUGAGGGGCCCCAUUGCCAGCAAGCGUCGUGUCGAGGCGGUUGUUUGCAUGGAGGAAGCUGUAUCGCACCAGACACGUGUCGAUGCCCGAAUGGAUAUGAAGGGACAAGUUGCCAGCAAGCGGUGUGUCGUGGUGGUUGUUUGCACGGAGGAAGCUGUAUUGCACCAGACACGUGUAAAUGCCCAUAUGGAUAUGCGGGGACACGUUGCCAGCAAGUGAUCGACUCUUGUACAAUCGCAAAUGGGAAGAUCACAGACCGUGGGAAGUCCGUUGAAUGUGACACCAACCACACUCUGGUGUUCAGCAAUGAAAUGGACUCUAGUUUGUACUCGAGAUACUCGUGCAAGUGUGCCACAACUUCCGGUACCUUCAGUUGUUUGGGUUCCAGUGUGGCGUGCAAACCAAAUGCAUGUCAUUUACCGUCCACAAUUGAACAAGGAAUGACUAUAUUAGAUCUUCCCAACCGCCGAACCAUUACUGGUUCAACCCAUUCGGAAAUCAAACACGGACAGUCUCUUAUGUUCCAUUGUCAACCAAACGGAGCCAACUUUAACGAGCCACACCAACGUGUGUUUCUUUGUGACAAAGGCUCCUGGAUUGCCAGGCAACGAAACGAUGCGGAAAGAUGGAGUCUUGGUAACAACGGUGCCUUUCCAACGUGCCGACCAGUGAAGUGCCCUGCUGGCUAUUGCGAGAAUGGUGGGUACUGCAAGCAAGAUUUCACGUGCGAAUGUCCGGAUGGUACGACUGGAGGACGAUGUGAAGUGAAAGAUGAUUAUUAUUUGUAUGAACAUAAUGAACCUGAUUAUGUGUAUUCACCAUGAGUUCCAUAUUUAACGCGCAACAUGUUA